Messenger RNA from Capsella rubella, 2415 nucleotides. RefSeq names its product protein WVD2-like 7. Lineage: Eukaryota; Viridiplantae; Streptophyta; Magnoliopsida; Brassicales; Brassicaceae. The record is from RefSeq and is a predicted model, not a curated record. Bases 122 to 2038 code for a protein of 638 amino acids. The transcript has 9 exons.
GGGAAAUUUAAAUCAAAAGCUUUGAGUUCGGACCUACUUUGAGAUUUGCAGCCGAAGCUAAUAAAGAUUUUAGUUUCAGUUUCUUAGAUUAGGGCUUUUGGAUCUCUCGAGAUAAACAAAAAUGGGUGAAUCAAUCUGUCUUGUGAGAUCUUUCUCGCAACCUGCAGAGUUCUCAGCUCAUGAAACCAACGAGGUGGUUCCUCGUCGUGUUCUUACGGAGUCAGUAUCGUUUGGUAGAUUUGCGAAUGAGACUUUAUCGUGGGAGAAAUGGUCAGCUUUUACUCAGAAUCGUUACUUGGAAGAGGUUGAGAGGUUUACUAAACCUGGUUCUGUUGCUCAGAAGAAAGCUUUUUUUGAAGCUCAUUUCAAGAGCCGAGCUGCUGGGAGAGUAGUAACACAGACGAAGAAGAUCGAAGAAGUAAAGGUUAAUAGAACCAGUGAUGAUGAGAUUGUAUGUGAUGAAGUACCAAAAGAUAUUCUUGUUGAUUCAGAAGUAGUGGUGGGUAAUGGUAUGAGCAUGGAUGAAGUAAGGCAUGGAGAGGUGUCUACUGCUGAGGUUGAUUCUGUUGUUCCAUCCGUUCCUCUAAUUAUUGAUGUUAAAACUGGUGAAGUGGAGAACUUGAAGUCAGUGAUUGUUCCUGAAGACAAUGCUCUGGAUGAGGAGAAUUCUACUUCAUUGAGUAAAGAAAGACGUCCUAGUUCUUCCGGAUCCAAGGCGUGCACUAGAAAAUUGUCAUCCUCAAGUAGUAAAAGGUCAAUUAGUGUAUCCAAGAACCUAAGCAGAUCCCCUCCUGAACCCGUUCACAUGUCUAUCAGCUGUGCUCCUGCUGGUAAUACCGCCAAAACAAUUGUCCAGAUUCAUCAAAACGGUUCUAGAAGCAGUACUAUUGUUAAUGAUAAGGAGAAUUCUACUUUGUUGAGCAAAGAAAGACGUCCUAGCUCUUCCGGAUCGAAGGUCUGCAUUACAAGUUCAAAACUGGAACCUUCAGUUGUUAUUGGACUGAAUCAUUCACUUAAGAACACUAGAAAAGAGUCAUCCUCAAGUAGUACAAGGUCAACUAGUGUAUCGAAGAAGCAGAGCAGAUCACCUCCUGAACCCUUUCACAUGUCUAUCAGCUGUGCUCCUUCUGGUAAUACUGAUAAAAAGAUUGUUGAGAUGCCUCAAAACGGUUGUAGAAGCAGUACUAUUGCUAAGGGUGCAGGGAAAGCAGACAAGAAGAAGAGGUCAGUUCCAAUCUCAGUUCAUAUGUCACUCAACUUUGCGCCUUCUGCCCGUCAGGCGACCAAAACAAUCCCAAAAAAACUGGCAAGAAAGUCCACUACACAGGAAACAACUUCAUCAAAUGCUAGAAACAGUGGUAACGAGCCAACGGGAGUGCCAAAAAGCCGCAAAAGACCAUUGCCUCGAACAUCCAAAGAAGGUUCUAAAACUGCAAAAUGUUCAACCAGUGCUUCUGCUGCCAGGUUACCUGAACUUCCUCCUCCCAAGAACGAGCUAUCAGAAAACAAAAGGAAAAAAUUAUCUGCAGAGAGUUCAUUUUCAUGCAAAGUACCCAACAAUGUGCAAAGACAACCUUCUGUUGGCAGUGAAAAUCUUUCGACUCAUAGCAGAACCAAAUCAAGGUCUGUCACUGUAUCUUCUCCCUUCGUCUUCAGAAGUGAUGAAAGGGCUGAAAGGAGGAAAGAGUUCUUCAAGAAACUACAGGAACAGAACAAGAAAGAGGAUGCUGUAAAGGAGCAAUUGUCAUGUGUCUUCAAGGCAAAUCAAAACACUCACGUAGCAUCUGAAGAACACAAGAAGAACCCGCAAGUUGGUUGUUUUCAGGUACCACUGAUAAGCAUGACUUCACCAAGAUUCUGCAGGAACCAAACUUCAGGAACUGUUCAAACUCCUCAUAAAGCUUCCUCAACGAAAAUAAUUUACACCAAAAAAACAGUCAUGGAAAAGCUCAAAGGCUGCAAGAUUCAUCCCUCCUCCAAAUCGCUGGCAAAGAUCAAAACUCAAGAGAAUUUGUCUCCUAAUGUCUUGUGGCAGUAAGGUACAUACAUCAGAGAUAAACCCAGUUAAUCAUUUCUUCAACAGCUGAUAUGAAACACACUUGACGAUAAUAGUAGAGAUUCAGCUUUUCACGUUGAAGAUUUCGAAAGUUUUGUCCUUUCAGCUCGUAAUCUCAUCUCAAGCUUAUGAUAUAGGUAACUAGCGCUUGAUUCAUCUCGUAAAACACAAGCUUCAAAGAGCUUUGUAGAAUAUGUAGAACUAUGUACUCUUCAUAUAACUAUGUGCUCAAUAUUCUGUAGUGUCAAUCUUGUACCAGUGUUGUAUACAUGGAGAUUUGAAAUAAAGAAAGCUAUUGGUGGUCUAAAAGCUCUCAAUUUUAAUGGUUCUUCCUCAUAGAAAGGAAGAGCAGCAAAGCU